GGAGCUGUCCCCGCCCCCUGCCGGUCCACGCUGCUCCCCCGGGAUGCUGCGGAGCUCCGGACCCCGGGAGAAGCAGCUCUCCUCCGGGACAUGGAGCCAUAAAGAGCCGGAGAGGAGGAGGAGAGGAGGAGGAGAGGAGGAGGAGGAGGGAUGAGAUGUUUCUACCCAAUCCCUCUGUUCCCCCGGGACCUGCAGCCUGCACCGGGCCGGCCCUCCCUCUGGUUGGAUAAGCAUUUCAUUUUACUCCUUUUUGAAGCGGUGGCUUGUUUUUUAUCCCACUUUUCAUUUGGUCCACAAUCCUCCGCUGCUCUCCUCUCUGAUCCCCGGCUCUCCACGCUCCAUCUCCGGCUCUCCACGCUGCGUCCUCCCGGCGACAGGCUCCGGAUCCCGGCUGAUUCUCUCUCUCUCUCUCUCUGGUCUCUCCAUCUCUCUCUCUCUCUCUCUCUCUCUCUCUCUCUCUCUCUCUCUCUCUCUCUCUCUCCCUCUCUCUCUCUCCUCUCCUCUCUCUCUCCAUCCCUCUCUCUCCUCUCCUGUGAGAUGCUCUCCCGGCUCCUCGCUCCUCUCUCCGCCCUCUUCCUCUUUUAACUUCACAGAGGAUCCCGGACUGCAGCGAGCCUUAAAGGAGGCUGGGAUCUAAAACAACAACCCGAGAGAAACCCAGAGGGAUCCGGGCUCUUCUUUGGAUCAGGACCCGGUACUUUGUCCUCCUCCUCCUCCUCCUCCUCCUCCUCCUCCAUCCAUCGCUCCUCUCUUCUCCACCUUAAUCCAGGUGGUCCUUUGGCUUUCUGAGUGGCUGGCUGGGUACAGGGAGGAUUAUUCUUGUUGCCUUUCUUGUUUUCUGGUGAAGAGAAAGCCUCCCAGAAGGACAGUUUGAUCCAGAAGGACAGUUUGAUGUUCUCCAUCCAGGACAGCCUCCCCAGGGGGGCUCUGACCAUGAAGGAGGAGCCGCUCCCCACCGGCAUGACCCCGGUGCGCUCCUGGAUGCAGGGCGCAGGGAUCCUGGACGCCAACACAGCGGCUCAGAGUGGAGUCGGUUUGGCCCGAGCUCACUUUGAGAAGCAGCCGCCGUCCAACCUGAGGAAGUCCAACUUCUUCCACUUUGUUCUGGCGCUGUACGACCGACAGGGCCAGCCGGUGGAGAUCGAGAGGACGUCCUACAUCGACUUCGUGGAGAAAGACAAGGAAUACAACGGAGAGAAGACCAACAACGGGAUCCACUACCGGCUACAGCUCCUCUACAGCAACGGCAUCAGGACGGAACAGGAUCUUUUUGUUCGGCUGAUAGACUCCAUGACCAAACAGCCCAUCCUGUACGAAGGUCAGGACAAGAACCCAGAGAUGUGCCGCGUCCUCCUCACCCACGAGAUCAUGUGCAGUCGGUGUUGUGACAAGAAGAGCUGCGGAAACCGCAACGAGACGCCCUCCGACCCCGUCAUCAUCGACAGAUUCUUCCUCAAGUUCUUCCUCAAGUGCAAUCAGAACUGUUUGAAAAACGCAGGAAACCCCCGAGACAUGAGGAGGUUCCAGGUGGUGAUCUCCACUACGGUCAACGUGGACGGCCACGUGCUGGCGGUGUCAGACAACAUGUUCGUGCACAACAACUCCAAACAUGGCCGCCGCGCCCGACGCCUGGACCCCUCUGAAGCAGCCACGCCCUGCAUCAAAGCCAUCAGCCCGAGCGAGGGCUGGACGACCGGCGGCGCCACCGUCAUCCUCAUCGGGGACAACUUCUUCGACGGCCUGCAGGUUGUCUUCGGCACCAUGCUGGUCUGGAGCGAGCUGAUCACCCCUCACGCCAUCCGGGUCCAGACUCCCCCUCGUCACAUCCCCGGGGUCGUGGAGGUCACGCUGUCCUACAAAUCCAAACAGUUCUGCAAAGGAGCGCCGGGACGCUUCGUCUACACCGCCUUGAACGAGCCCACCAUCGACUACGGCUUCCAGAGGCUACAGAAGGUCAUCCCUCGCCACCCCGGGGACCCCGAGAGGUUACCUAAGGAGGUUCUGUUGAAGCGGGCAGCCGACCUGGUCGAGGCUCUUUAUGGGAUGCCUCACAACAACCAGGAGAUCAUCCUGAAGCGCGCCGCCGACCUCACCGAGGCGCUCUACAGCGUCCCUCGCAGUCACAACCAGCUGCCGUCCCUCACCGGCUCCGCCGCCCACUCGGGGAUGAUGGGAGUGAACUCGUUCAGCAGUCAGCUCGCCGUCAACAUCUCAGAGGCCUCGCAGGCCGACCAGGGUUACUCCCGUAACUCGAACAGCGUGUCUCCUCGCGGCUACGUGCCGAGCUCCACGCCUCAGCAGUCCAACUACAACACCAUCACGUCCACCAUGAACGGAUACGGCGCGGGGAUGACCAACCUGGGCGUCCCCGGAUCCCCCAGCUUCCUCAACGGCUCCACCAACUCUGCUUACGCAAGCCCUUAUUCAUUCUCUCCUGUCCAUAUGGUUUCUGCAGUCAAACAGAAGAGCGCCUUCGCCCCCGUCGUGCGGCCACAGACCUCCCCGCCCCCCACCUGCACCACCACCAAUGGCAGCAACCUCCAGGCUAUGGCAGGUCUCAUCGUCCCGCCCAUGUGAGGAGGCCUCUCAGCCAGAUACCGUCAGACCCCCCCCUCCCCAGCGCCGAUGGCCACGCCCGCCUGAAACGCCACAAAAAUCCUUCCCAUCAUCCCCCCCGACUGACCCAGAAUCCUUCACUGCAGCAGAAGAAAAAAGUUUGACUCUUCAUCGAUUAAUUUAGCGCCAGUCGACGUCACCGUGUUCGAUGUGGAACUUUAAUCAACGAGCUGACGACCGCCGCAGACGUUAAAACCCGACCGCCCGAAACAGGAAGUGUCUGCAGCGGCUCCACGGCGAAGAGGUCAAAGGUCAGAGAGGGGAACCGUGGGAGGGGGGGGCAGGUGUCUGCACUAAUACAUGUUGUGUGAGUAUUAGUUGUGUUUGACUUCAGAAGUCUGUGGAGACUGAACAGGUCUCAGAUCAGUUUGAACCACUGUGAGACAGGAAGGAGGCGUGUCCACCGCGAGCUUCUGUUCACCGCAAUGACAUCAUCAAGAAAGGUCCAGAUCUCAUUGGAUAAUCAGGUUAGAAUUAAAGGGCCAGUCCAGGUCUCCAUUUAUUUCUAUAUAAUAUGAAAUGUAAUGUGUUGCAUCCAUCACAGUCACUAUUAUUACUGCAGUAGUUAUCGUUAAUGCAGCGCAGACUCUUUCAAAUCAACCUUUUCUUCAAUGGAGUUCUGCACGGGCCUAAAACUGAGACCAGAACCUGACUGGUGAGGCCGUUUAGACCGGACCAGAACCAGACUGGUGAGGCCAUUUAGACUGGACCAGAACCAGACCAGAACCAGACCUCCACAGGGUUUAUUUCUUAAUUUAAUCCAAAGACUCAAAAAUAGAGAAAUGUCUUGUUUAAUUACGUUUGUAAAGUUUUAUUCAAAAUACUAAAUAUGACGAAAAUAAAUACAAAUAAAAAUACACAACAUUUAUUAAGAGUCUGUUAAUUAAUAUUCAUCAAUAUAUUAUAUGGAAAGCGAUGGAGAACCAGAACAGAAAAAUGCAUUAAUUGACCAGUUUAAUAUUAAAAAGGACCCCAGUGUUUCUGCACAUUUUAACUCAAUUAUUCCAAAUUCUUCAUCAAGUUUAUUUCUAUGAAAAUCAACCUGCAGAGAGAAAAUCUAUUUAUUUAUUCAUUUAUUUCUACUUGAAGUUCAGACUACAACUCAAUCUGAACUUUUUUAAACAUCAUCAUGCAACAAUAACAGUUAAAUUUAAAGUUUAAAGUGAUUCACCGAUGAUCAGAAUCUGUUAGAAACGACGGUAUUUAACCGUGUUUUGGUCUCCUCACUAAAUAUUCCUUUAAAACACAUAAAUACUAUCUGAAGGUGUGUAGACGUCGCUGGAUCAGAAGCUCUCGGUGGACUCUGAACCUGAGUCGGACCGAGUCCACAAACCAGGAAAAACCUAGCUCUUGUUUUUGUUUUGUUUUUUAAAUCUGGAAAAACCGUCAGACGGUUUCCGGAUUUUUCAAUCAGAAAUCUUCCCUCUAAAACUCCCCGAAGGACCAGACGAACAUCACGUCUUCUAGCGUUUUCCUUUCUGUACCAUAGCUCUUAACAAUGUUUGUCUCAUAUUCUAAAUCUUCAAACUAAAGAACGAAUUAACAAACGUCCUGCAGCGAUAAGAACAAAUGUUUCACUAACUGAACAAAGUCGAGGCAGCCCAACGUUUAUUUUUUAUUUUUAAUCAUUUCCUGUUUUUAUUUCUUUGUUUUGGACGUCUCUCAUUUUUAAAACUCCAGUCCACUAGUUCUGUUUUUUGCGGGUGUGUCGAGUGGUAGAUUUUAACCAGAAAAAGCUUGCAGCAGUUUUAAUCACAUUUAGGUACCAGAUUCUCUUGUUAUUCUUCUGAUUGUGCUUAUUUUAUAUGUAUUUAUAAAAGUAUGUUUUGGGGAGUUCCUUUUGUGAUUUAGGCCUGAAUGAUAGUCUCAAAUAUAUAUGUAAACACAUUUGAUGUCUUAAUACCUUUUAGAUAUUGUAAAAAGAGUGAACAAGUGAGAGGAAUUAACCCUUUUGUAAAAACAAGUGAAAAAAAAAACACGUCACGACAUGGUCACCCUGUUUUUGAGAGCAGGACGUAAAAAAAAACGCUUUCAUCACUUUUGUAUAAAAAAACGCUUUUUUCCGAUACAAUAUUUAACUUUUUGUAAACAGCAUCAUUUGUGUUUCCCCUGGUUCUUCUUCUCGUCCUUUGUGUAUUAUUGUGAAAUGUAUAAUCAUGGUUAUUUCUUAAUGCACUAUUUUUUGUUGGGGCACUUAAUAAGAGCAAUGCAUCUUAGCAAAAAAGAAAAAAAAAGCUAAAAGUUACAAAAAAAAAACGAUGAAAGCUAGAACGAUAUGCACCGAUAUGUUUUAUUCUGCCGUUCUGAAACGGCAAAGAUCCUUGUCAUGUGAAAUUUUUAUAUUUCAGAAGCUUAUAACGUCAUAAUAUUCCUCCACUCUUACUUUUGGACCGAGCGUAUCUCUCGGUUUCGGUGUUUAGAAGACGAUAUUUUAUCCAUCUUAAUAUUCGACCCGAUUCCUCGUCUUUGUGUUUUUUGGUGAGAAUGAUUGUACGAUUUCAAAACAGGCAGCAGAUUUUAAAACCAAUCCGAAAACGAGUUUUUGGGUCACUGAUCUCAAGGAAACUUCCAUCGAUGUUGGUGUUGUUGUUGAUGGUGCUGUUUCUCGUCGUCGCACACAAUCCGGAUCAUUUACUUAUGCAACUGUGUUCCUGUUCUGUAAUGCAAGCUCGUCUUCCGCGCCGCCGCCGUGGAAACGUUUGGGAAAAAGUAAAAGAACUAAAAGUCGUGUUUGAUGCCUUACGAUCGACGACACAAAGUCUUCUCUUUGUUUGACAAAGUUUGAGUUCUGCAGCGGUUCUCGUAGGUAGUUUAUCGUUCGACGAGUCUCCAGUCAAACUGUGAGAACUUUUAUUGUUUUGCACCAGACGUUUGUCCCUCAGGUUCCCCAAAAAAA
Sebastes umbrosus (honeycomb rockfish) is the source of this 5512-nucleotide messenger RNA. RefSeq names its product transcription factor COE3-like. NCBI's taxonomy places the organism in Eukaryota, Metazoa, Chordata, Actinopteri, Perciformes, Sebastidae. Gene Ontology annotation, biological process: regulation of transcription by RNA polymerase II. The transcript is spliced from 16 exons. The coding region runs from base 892 to 2577 and encodes 561 amino acids. The record is from RefSeq and is a predicted model, not a curated record. Gene Ontology annotation, molecular function: RNA polymerase II cis-regulatory region sequence-specific DNA binding; DNA-binding transcription factor activity, RNA polymerase II-specific.